AUGAACAGCCCGUCGAAGCGUCGGAAGAAGAACGAUGGGUCCAGCCAACCGGUGCGCAAGCUGGAACACUUCUUCGCAAGGCAGACAGCUAAAGCCGCAGCCAAAGAUGCGCCAAACAAGGCCGAUGAAGAUCAAGACGCGACGACGCUGACCGACGAGGAGUAUGCAAGAAAGCUGCAGGAAGAAUGGAAUCGGGAAGAUCAACAGCAGGCGCAAGCGACAGAGCCUGUGAGCUCCAAUGAGCUCUAUGAGGAUGCAGAGAGACCGUGUGUGCGGGUGACGGCGGAAGAAGGCGCAGACACGACGACCGCAGUACAACGCGACUCAUUGAAAGCAGAAGAAUUGGUUGAACCCAUGCCGCCGAAACAGAAGAAUACCUUGACGCUCCAGUCGACCGCUACCGAAGAAGAUACAAUCACCGCCAACAUACCAUUCGAUCAGAGUCCGCUCGAAUUUGACCCCAUCAAGUACAUACCCGAUCUACAAAAGCACUGGGCGGUGGAUGGAGGCCUUGCGACAUAUGCGCUGUUGACGCGAUGUUUCAUACUCAUAAAUAGCACCACAAGUCGCAUAAAGAUUGUAGACACGCUCGUCAACCUUUUGCGAACCAUCAUCGAGGGCGACCCGGGCAGUCUGCUACCUGCGGUAUGGCUUGCGACGAAUGCGAUAUCUCCACCUUACAUUGAUCUUGAGCUAGGACUCGGAGGCUCAGCGAUAUCAAAAGCUCUCAAGAAAGUGUGUGGCUUGGACAACGCGGGCUUGAAAGUGCUGAACAAUAAAUACGGAGAUGCAGGAGAUGUCGCGUUCGAAGCAAAGAAAAAGCAGUCGUUCACGCUGCGGAAACCAAAGCCGCUCACAAUCAAGGCUGUCUUCGAUUCGCUGGUCAAGAUUGCAAACAGUAAGGGCAAUGGAAGCGUGGAGAACAAGCAGCGCAUUGUCGAGAGACUGGUACAGGAUGCGAGAGGCGCCGAAGAAAGUCGCUACAUUGUGCGCACACUUGUGCAACACUUGCGCAUAGGCGCAGUCAAGACUACGAUGCUGAUCGCACUGUCUCGCGCUUUCAUGUUGUCAGAACCUCCAAGCGCCGACUUCGAAACGCGCGGGCAAAAAGAGCUUGCAGAGCUAAAGAAAGAAGAGCUUGCAGAAAUCUACAGCCGGAACGAAGAAAUCGUCAAGGCAUGUUUCGCCAGGAGACCUAACUACAAUGACCUCAUACCUGCGUUGCUCGAGAUUGGUGUUUGCGAUGAACUGCUACUUCGAUGCGGACUGGCCUUACAUAUUCCCCUGCGUCCCAUGUUGGGUAGCAUUACGCGCGACAUGGGCGAGAUGUUCACGAAGCUGCAGGGUCGCGAUUUUGCAUGCGAGUACAAGUACGACGGGCAAAGAGCACAGGUGCAUUGUGACGAGAAGGGCAAAGUAACCAUCUUCUCGCGACAUCUGGAAGUCAUGACAGACAAGUAUCCUGACCUGGUUGCGCUGGUACCACAAAUACGAGGAGAGGGCGUGUCGAGCUUCAUUCUUGAGGGCGAGGUGGUCGCCAUUGAUCGCAACAGCGGAGAGCUUAAGACAUUUCAGACUCUUGCGAAUCGUGCAAGGAAGGAUGUUGCAAUUGGUGCCGUCACUAUUGAUGUGUGCCUUUUUGCCUUUGACCUCAUGUACCUGAACGGCGAAGAACUGCUAAAUCGUCCAUUCCGAGAAAGAAGAAGCCUACUCAAGAGUCUGUUUGUCGAGAUACCACACACAUUCACGUGGGUGAAGUGCCUCGAUGCCACAUCUGCCGACGUGGACGCGGUGCAGGCAUUCUUCCAAAGCGCGCUCGACAUCAAAUGCGAAGGCAUUAUGGUCAAAGUCCUCGACAACCUUCCCAACCCAGACCUCCUCGACAACACAAAUGACUUGAAUGACAAGACACCCUCUUUACCACCCACACCUAAAAAGAAGAAAUCCACAAAGUCCAAGUCGAAAGCGAAAUCGACCGAUGACGGCGACAAGGACGAAGCAAAAUCCCACGGCCGCCGGAAAGCCCUGCUCUCCACCUACGAACCUGACAAGCGCCUCGACUCCUGGCUGAAAGUAAAGAAAGACUACAGUACAACCUCGGAAACGCUCGACCUCAUCCCCGUCGGCGCAUUUCAUGGAUCUGGGCGCAAAGCGGCAUGGUGGUCUCCCAUCCUGCUCGCCAUCCGCAAUGCCGAAACUGGCCAGCUCGAAGCAGUUACAAAGUGCAUGUCUGGCUUCACCGACGCCUUCUACAAAGCGAAUCGCGCAAAAUACGACAAGGACGACCCGGAUUGUACAACUGUGCUAGCGAGUAAGCCGCGUUACGUGGAGUACAAUGGCGGCGCGGGCACGCCCGAUGUGUGGUUUGAGCCGCAGGAGGUGUGGGAAGUGGCGUUUGCGGACCUGACGCUGAGUCCGACGUAUACUGCGGCGAUUGGGCUAGUGAGUGAGGAGAGGGGGUUGAGUACGAGGUUUCCCAGGUUCUUGAAGGUUAGAGAGGAUAAGGGAAUUGAUGAAGCGACCGAGGCGCAGGAGCUGGCCGACUUGUAUAGGAAGCAGGAGGCUAAGGCGCCGAGGAAGGAGGGCGAUGGGGAGGAGGAGGGGGAUUGA
This is a messenger RNA of Parastagonospora nodorum SN15, 2610 nucleotides long. RefSeq lists its product as hypothetical. Gene Ontology annotation, biological process: lagging strand elongation; DNA recombination; mitochondrial DNA repair. The transcript has a single exon. The record is from RefSeq and is a predicted model, not a curated record. NCBI's taxonomy places the organism in Eukaryota, Fungi, Ascomycota, Dothideomycetes, Pleosporales, Phaeosphaeriaceae. Gene Ontology annotation, cellular component: DNA ligase III-XRCC1 complex. Bases 1 to 2610 code for a protein of 869 amino acids. Gene Ontology annotation, molecular function: DNA binding; DNA ligase (ATP) activity; ATP binding.